AUGUCGAGGGAUAGUGGUGGGCCAAAAAUUUUGCAAUAUCUUAUUUAUGAAAGCUUGCCAAAAACUUUAAGACCUUGUGAUGAACAAAAAUUUGAAUUAUAUCUUUUAACUGGUUCUGUGAACGCUUUAAUUGUAACAGAAGAACGCAAAAAUGAAAUAACUAUUGAACCUAAAUUUGGUUUUUUGGGGUCCUUUUUUGAUUACAUUUUUGGUGAUGAUGACGAUGACGAUGAAGAUGAUAAUGAUGAGAGCUACAAACCAAUAGAAAUAAAUUGCCAUCCUCCAUAUUGUCAUUUCAUUCCACCAUCAAAGCCAAGUACAAAGGAUGCAGACUCACCAACUUCAGAAAAACCGAUGCAAACUUCAGAAUCAGCAACAUCAGAAACUCCAGCGGGUAACGGAGAAGGAGGAGAGGCUGCUGAAAUGUGAUGAAUCACAGUAGAUACAGCAAAUGAACUUGGGCAAAUAAUUGAAUAAUAUGAAUAAAUUGAUAUUAAAUUUUUACAAAAUAUGGAGGAAUGUCAAAUAUUGUAAUACCAAAUAAAUUUAUUAUUAUUACACUUUAAA
Molecule: messenger RNA, 567 nt
Organism: Condylostylus longicornis
Lineage: Eukaryota; Metazoa; Arthropoda; Insecta; Diptera; Dolichopodidae
Exons: 4
Coding region: 1-429 (142 amino acids)
Source: RefSeq, a predicted model, not a curated record